Molecule: messenger RNA, 6263 nt
Organism: Empidonax traillii (willow flycatcher)
Lineage: Eukaryota; Metazoa; Chordata; Aves; Passeriformes; Tyrannidae
Gene: SOX5
Product: SRY-box 5
Exons: 17
Coding region: 392-2587 (731 amino acids)
Biological process (GO): regulation of transcription by RNA polymerase II; positive regulation of chondrocyte differentiation; cell fate commitment
Cellular component (GO): nucleus
Molecular function (GO): RNA polymerase II cis-regulatory region sequence-specific DNA binding; DNA-binding transcription factor activity, RNA polymerase II-specific
Source: RefSeq, a predicted model, not a curated record
CAGCGGCUGCUCCGCGCCCUGCCCAGGCAUGGCUCAGCCCUCGGGAUCCCGGCGGAGCCGGCGGACAGGAAGCUUUAAAUUAUUCCUUCCUCUUGCUGAUGACCGGGUUCCUGUUUGAUCCUGUUUACAAGCUUUCGAAGAUUGAAAAUAACCCCAACUCCUCUGCAUUGGUGUUGGAAGCAGAAGAAAAGAAAAAGGAGUUGAGAAUUGAAGCUGGGAGACUUGGCAGCUAAUUCGGAGACAGCGGGUGUGUAAGCAGCCCCUUGGAAAGAGGACCAGGUGUAGUUUCUGACAGAACUGAAUGGAGAUGAUCCCAAGCUGAAAGUCAAAACAGGAUCUUCUUUUAAGUUCACCGAGUGACCUACAGUUUUAUUCCAGCGCCUAACACAGGAUGUCUUCCAAGCGACCAGCCUCUCCGUAUGGGGAAGCAGAUGGAGAGGUAGCCAUGGUGACAAGCAGACAGAAAGUGGGAGAAGAGGAGAGUGACGGGCUCCCAGCCUUUCACCUUCCCUUGCAUGUGAGUUUUCCCAACAAGCCUCACUCUGAGGAAUUUCAGCCAGUUUCUCUGCUGACGCAAGAGAACUGUGGCCAUAGGACUCCCACUUCUCAGCACAACACAAUGGAAGUUGAUGGCAAUAAAGUGAUGUCUUCAUUUGCCCCGCACAACUCAUCUACCUCACCCUUGAAGGCAGAAGAAGGUGGGCGUCAGAGUGGAGAGUCAUUGUCCAGCACAGCCCUGGGAACCCCAGAAAGGCGCAAAGGGAGCCUAGCGGAUGUUGUAGACACCCUUAAGCAAAGAAAAAUGGAAGAGCUCAUCAAAAAUGAGCCAGAAGGGACUCCAGAAAGCCUUGCUGAGAAAGAAAGGCAGCUCAUGGGUAUGAUCAAUCAGCUGACCAGUUUGCGAGAACAGCUGCUAGCAGCUCAUGAUGAACAGAAGAAGCUGGCUGCAUCACAGAUCGAGAAACAACGCCAGCAAAUGGAGCUGGCUAAGCAGCAACAGGAACAGAUUGCAAGACAACAGCAGCAGCUUCUGCAGCAGCAACACAAAAUUAACCUUCUUCAGCAACAGAUCCAGCAGGUCCAGGGUCAGCUGCCUCCAUUAAUGAUUCCAGUAUUUCCUCCAGACCAACGAACCCUAGCAGCAGCUGCACAGCAAGGAUUCCUUCUUCCUCCUGGUUUCAGCUACAAAGCGGGAUGCAGUGACCCCUACCCUGUUCAGCUGAUCCCAACUACCAUGGCAGCUGCUGCCGCAGCAACACCGGGCUUAGGCCCUCUCCAACUGCAGCAGUUGUAUGCUGCCCAACUUGCUGCGAUGCAAGUGUCUCCGGGAGGCAAGAUACCUGGCAUACCCCAGGGUAACCUUGGUGCUGCUGUAUCCCCUACCAGCAUCCACACAGACAAGAGCACAAACAGCCCUCCACCCAAAAGCAAGGAUGAAGUGGCCCAGCCUCUGAACCUUUCAGCCAAACCCAAGACAUCUGAUGGCAAGUCUCCCACAUCACCCACCUCUCCUCAUAUGCCAACUCUGAGAAUAAAUAGUGGGGCCAGUUCACUAAAGUCUUCUGUGCCAGCAACAUUAGCUAGUCCUUCGGCCAGAGCUAACACAAUAGAUAUCCUUUCUUCUAUCACGUCGUCAGGUUAUUUAAAUGACCACGAUGCUGUUACCAAGGCAAUCCAGGAGGCCCGACAGAUGAAGGAGCAGCUUCGGAGGGAACAGCAGGUGCUGGACGGGAAGGUGGCCGUUGUGAACAGCCUGGGUCUCAACAACUGCAGGACAGAAAAGGACAAAACAACACUGGAGACCCUGACUCAGCAGUUGGCAGUAAAACAGAGUGAAGACGGGAAGUUCAGCCACGCGAUGAUGGAUUUCAACAUGAGUGGAGAUUCUGACGGAAGUGCAGGAGUCUCAGAGUCUCGAAUUUAUCGGGAAUCCAGAGGGCGUGGUAGCAAUGAACCCCAUAUCAAGCGCCCAAUGAAUGCAUUCAUGGUGUGGGCUAAAGAUGAGCGGAGGAAGAUCCUUCAAGCCUUCCCUGACAUGCACAACUCCAACAUCAGCAAGAUAUUAGGAUCUCGCUGGAAAGCUAUGACAAACCUAGAGAAGCAGCCAUACUAUGAGGAGCAGGCCCGACUCAGCAAACAGCACCUGGAGAAAUACCCAGACUACAAAUACAAGCCAAGGCCGAAGCGUACCUGCCUUGUAGAUGGCAAAAAACUACGCAUUGGCGAGUACAAGGCUAUCAUGCGCAACAGACGCCAGGAGAUGAGGCAGUAUUUUAAUGUUGGGCAACAAGCACAGAUCCCCAUUGCCACCGCGGGCGUAGUUUACCCAGGAGCCAUCGCCAUGGCAGGAAUGCCUUCCCCACAUCUGCCCUCGGAGCACUCGAGCGUGUCCAGCAGCCCGGAGCCCGGGAUGCCCGUCAUCCAGAGCACUUAUGGCAUCAAAGGCGAGGAGCCUCAUAUCAAGGAGGAGAUGCAGACCGACGACGUCAAUGGAGAAAUCUACGAUGAAUACGAUGAGGAGGAGGAUGACCCCGAUGCGGACUAUGGCAGUGACAGUGAAAAUCACAUUGCGGGGCAAGCCAACUGAUCGGGGUCCAAAUAUCUCGUGACCUACAGGACUUCAAGGAGAAAAGAAAAAAAUAAAUAAAGCCCCAUCUGGUUUAUCCUUGCCAGUGGCCAAGCACAUUAACUUUCUCAUACACUGACUGUUACUUUAACUGUUAGUCUUAACUAGUUGGGACAUCAGCUGACUAAUAGACAUCAGCCUGCAUCAGAAGAAAAAAGGCUCAGAAGAAAGGAAACAAAGACAACGACAACAACAACAACAACAGAAUGAUAUAAGCUAUGGGUAAAAUAAUGCCAGUAAUUCAGCUGCUAUACCCAAGCACUGAAGUCUUACCCGUCGACCUUUUAUUAUUAUUAUUUUUUUUUCAAAUAAACUUUAUGGCUGUUUGUUCUACAAUGUUCUAGAAAUUCUCACUCAGGUACACAGUGCCAACAAGUGGCUUGUGAAUGUGUUUUGUUGUUUUGUGCUACAGUUUAAAGAGAAAUAAUUUUUUUUUUUUUUUUUUGGUAAUGCACCUGACAGGAAAAGAAAAAAAGAUAAAAUUCCUUUUAAACCCCUCUGUCUCCUCCUCCCCCUCCUCCCUGUCAAAUCUGGGUCAGAAGUGUGUGUGUGUGUGCGCGUGUGUGCGCGUGCCUGUGCGCGUGGCUGGCAAGGAAGGAAGUGGGGAGUCUGUUUCUGUUGACCCCAACAAGCAAUUAUUUCCUUUCAAGAGAGGACUUCUCUUCAUCAGUUGCACACCAUACUGAGUCUUUGAGCAAGUGCCAAAUUUGUACUAAAGCGCUGAACUAGUCCAAUUUGCUUUUUUUAGGUUGGUCUCUUCUUGUUUUGUUUUUCUUUUGCUUUUUGUUUGCUUUCUGCUCUGUCUUAAGUUAGGACAGUGUUGUAUCUUAGACAAUCCCUUGAAGAACCUGAUAUACCAGCAGCUGGUGAGAUUAGACAUAUAUUUUUGGUUUUGGUUUUGCUUUUUAAAGGAAACUGUAGGUGCCAUUCUCAGGUGAAAAAAAGAGAGAGAGAGAGAGAGACAUAAGAAAUUUAGAGAAAAAAUAUUUUAUGGUCUUGGAUUUUCAUGUGUGCGUGUUUAUGGUACUAAUAAGAAUAAUCUUGGACUAUUGUGAGCAAAAAGCGUGUUCCAGAAUGAAGUCCCGCACCCUCCAAAUGUCUUGGUCUGUAAAGAGCCUUUGCUUUUAGUUUACACUUCAAGUGGCAUAAUAAACAACAUAAAAAAGGCUUGUCCAAAACGUGACUUGUUCUGAACAGAACAGGGCAACUGGAAAUGUUAUUUACUUGCUGAGCAUGAUUAGGUUACCACCAACCAUGUCCAGUUUUGAUGAACUCAUACUUUUAGGAUGGCUGAGUACUGAUUUCUGAUUCAAAAGGCAAUUUUUUUUUAACUGACAUUUUUUUCUCCUUUACAUUGGCAGAAAUCCUUUUUUAUCUGUGGGAUGUUUGUGUAGGAAGGAAGACUAUUAGCUAUGAAGAGAUUACCAUAUUCAUAGUGGGCAUGUAAGAACCCAAACCUUUUGUGAUGCCGACUUUCCUCAGCUGUUGCCUCUCACAACUGAAAAACUUACUCUCCUGCACUAAAAUAUUUUCAGAGUUGUUCUAGAGCACUUAGAUAAGUUGCUUGUGCAGUUUUUUCUUCCUUGGGCAAUGACAGCGAGGUGAGGAAGGUGGAAUUACACAAGCCUAAUCCUAAGCAGAAGUUUGCAUUUCCGAUAAUGUAAUUAAAUGUUAUGCUUUAUUUUGGGGGAAAAAAUUAUAUAAAUUAAUUAGAGUUUCUUUUCAUCUCCUUACUGUAAUAUUCCUGUAGGAGAAGAGGACCCUGGUUUGUGUAGCAAGACAGAAGCGUUAGAUAAACUGACCAACCGAACAUCAACGCUGCUCCAAAUUUCAUCCAGCAGCUAUCCCAGAACUGCUCUAUUGCCUGUAAAGGAAAGUCUUAGGAUUGUCCUGAGGCAAAAGCCUUCCUCUGAGUUGAUUUUACAACUGGGGAUGCCAGUUUUAUAUUUAUGUUACUUCAUGGUAAAUUCCUACUCCCAGAGAGAGAUCCAUUGCUGUUCUCAUUGUCUCUAAUUUGUAAAAUUAGCCCCGUGCAUCUUAGUGGCAGUGAGAUCCCAGCCUAAGCAUUCACCAGAACCCUGGUCAUCAGUAUUUGGCAACAUUGCUGUUACAAAUGGUCCCCUAAUCAGGCAAUUUAGCCCUCGCUGCAAUCAGCCAGGUGCAGGAUAAAAGGGGCAGGUAGAAGGAGAGACUGGGAAGGGGGGGAAUGCCUUUCUUUGCCUCUUGAAAUCCCACUUGAAGUGUAACUUGACCUCUGCAGACCUUGUGCAAAGCAAACAAGCAAAUGCCAUUGAAGACUUAGGACAAUACUCCAAAGAGCAGUUUGGAUGUGAUAGUUUUACCCUGCAACAUCUGGGGUUUCUUUUUUUCCUCUUUUCCCCAUUUUGUUUUCCACCUCCACCUUGAAAAAUUCUUUUCUAUUUUCUCUCUCUCAGAAGAUUUGCUCUGAAAUUAUGCUUGGAGUAGCUGAUCAUAUCCUCCAUGUCAGAGAGGGUUCUUUUCGUUUGUAUUUUUUGACUGUGUUGGGUUUGUUUUUUCAGUUGAACUGCCUCUUCUUGCUAGUGUUGUAAUGGUAAUUAUAAUAAUAAUAAUAAUGGUCAGCUGUUCCCAGAUUAGUAAAUUAUGUAUAAUUUAUUUUACACCCCCCCCCUUUUUUAACUUUAUUUUAUUCUGUUCUAAUUUGGCAGUGCAGCAAAUGAAGCUGUUAGGCUAUUUAAAAUGGAUACCCCUCCCCACCUUGCCUUUUUAUAUAUAUAUAAAUAUAUAUAUAUAUACAUAUGAAAACAAAUCGCUUCUUUUUCUGCUCACACCAUUUCUCUUCCUUUUAUUUUAAUUUUGGCCCCAGCCAUGUCAACUUCUGAUGUUUAUUAUGAUGGAGUGAAUUAAUGGGAGUGUUGUUUUCAAUCUUAAUUAACUUCUGCUCUCUCAUCACUCAUUUUAGUUAUUUAAUUACACCAGUCAUCUAGAGCCAAUUUUUUUAAGCACUCUGUUUGGAUAAGAAGGAAAAAAAAAUAGACAAUUGUUUUUAUAUCAUUAUUAUGUACAAUGUGAAAAACAGAUAUUUCCUCCUUUUUUUUUCUUUUUUUUUUUAACUUUUAAAUUUGUUCCCUGUCUUUGUGAACAAAUUACUUCUGACUCUUGUGGGUUCACCUCACAUUUGCUGGAUGCUUGAUUUCCACAACGUUAUAGAGACUCUCUGGUUUAAUUGUGUCACUUUUGGGCUACCAGAAUACUUUGUUUUAGCUCCAGGUAGGUGCCAUUGCGGCAGGUGUGAUUGGAGCAGGUCUUGGGUGCGUGGGCUCGGGGUCAGUGGGAACGAGACCCUUGGGCUUUGGCGGGACUGAGUUUCAAUCCCCAACUUCAGGCUCUGCUGCAGGAGCCGCUCCUGGAGGCAGCCCGGUGUCCGUGAGUAGGGUGGCUCCUGUGCUGGAGGAGCUGAGGCAGCAGGACCUUCUCCCGGAGCCCUCUGCUUUGCUCACCACCUAGGCCUGGGCUGGGGCUCAGCUGAACGCUGAUUUCCUUACCGUGCACGUUUCCCUCCGAGAGGCUACGCUGGGGUUCCCCCAGGGUGGCUUUAGCAGACUCCACCUCCUGCUUUCGGAUGUUGAAAACCGAUGCAGAAAUGUUAAAAAGAAAA